Molecule: messenger RNA, 775 nt
Organism: Zootoca vivipara (common lizard)
Lineage: Eukaryota; Metazoa; Chordata; Lepidosauria; Squamata; Lacertidae
Source: RefSeq, a predicted model, not a curated record
AUGGAGAGGAAAGAGCAGCGGGGCGGAGGACGGCGGACCGACGCCCAUCAGGAGCCGUGCGAGGGCGACCCCGGGGGCACGGUGGUGCAGCGAACGCAAGUGGUGCUCCUGGCCGGCGAGCCGUGGGGGGCCGAGAGCGGCCAGCAGGUCCUCAGCUCCUUCGCGCACCACGUGCUGCCCAAAACGAGUGGUGGCCCCCAAGAGGCCCCUGGUGCCGAGUCCACCGCGAACACCCAGCAGCAGCAGCAACAGCAGCAGCAGCAGCAGCUGGGCACUCAGUUGCCGCCGUGCACUUCCUCGGUCGCGCCGUCGGGGCAGCUGACUUUCUUCUUGUGCCGGGCGGCGUCGCUGCGGGAGCGGGCGGCGCGGCUGAGGGAGGUACUGCAGGGCGUGCGGGACCAGAACCGCGGCGCGCCAGCCGCCCUGGUGGGCGUAAUUGUGCAGCCGCGGCCCGAGGAGGAGCACGAAGCCCUGAGUCGCCUAGAGGAGCUGCUCCGCGAGGUCUUCGAAGUCGAGGGCGUCUGCCCUAUGGAGAUCCACACGGCAGUUUUUGCUCCUGGCCGGCCCCACGGCGCCCUCGAGCUUCGGCGCGUCAGGGGCCACGUCGCCACCAAGCGAACGCAGAGCGAAACUUGGACAGACAAAUCAAGGUUUAUUCAGUUGUUGGGAGCUGCGCUGUCUUUCGGAACAAUGGCCUACGGGGGCUAUUACUUCUACCACCACCCGCCAAUCUAAAGCCUUCUACUCUGCCAGGACUUCUCCCUCCUUACCUGGU